AGACUGCUAGGCCUUCUCUGGUGAAGGUACACCCAGUCUGGUCAUCACCAUGGACGGCAAGAGACAAGGAUCACUCUUAUUGCUGCUGCUUAUGUCAAACCUGCUCCUGUGCAAGAACGUGGCUUCCCAGCCCAUGUGUCCCAGUGGGUCUAGCUGCCGGGUGUCCCUCCGAGACCUGUUUGAGCGUGCCAUCAUCCUGUCCCAUUACAUCCACAGCCUCUCCUCAGAACUUUCCCAGGAAUUUGAUGCGCAGUAUUCCCAGGGCCCAGAGUUUUUUACCCAGGCCAUGAGCAUGUGCCACACCGCAUCCCUCUCCACUCCGGCUGGCAAGGAGCAGGCCCAUCAAAUUCACCAAAAAGACUUUGUCAUCCUGGUCAUCCACUUGCUGCGCUCCUGGACUGAACCACUGAGCCACCUUAUCAUAGAAGCAAAUCACCUGCCAAAAGCCCCGGAUACUCUCAUAGCAAAAGCCAUGGAGAUUCAGGAACAAAACCAACGACUUCUAGAAGGCGUAAAGAAGAUAAGCAAGCUGGUUGAUCCAGAAAUCAUAGACAAUGGCGACUACUCUGUCUGGCUGGGACUUCCAUCCUUGCAGUCAAAUGAUUUAGAAUCGCGCCUGUUUGCUUAUCAUAAUGAGUUCCGCUGCCUGCGCAGGGAUACACAUAAGGUCGACAAUUAUCUCAAGUUCCUGAAAUGCCAAAUCGCCUAUGAUGGCAGCUGCUAACUAAGCCUGUAUCCAUUACAUCUAUUCCUCCAGCCUUGGAAAGCUUCUUCUAGUUUUAUGGCAUUUUAAUGCAUGCUUGGGUGUAAGGGUAUAAAGCGAUCCUUCUUUUAAAAAGAAUAAAAACUCUGUAGCAUUGU
Molecule: messenger RNA, 861 nt
Organism: Cavia porcellus (domestic guinea pig)
Lineage: Eukaryota; Metazoa; Chordata; Mammalia; Rodentia; Caviidae
Gene: Prl
Product: prolactin
Exons: 5
Coding region: 50-724 (224 amino acids)
Biological process (GO): positive regulation of lactation; positive regulation of cell population proliferation; positive regulation of receptor signaling pathway via JAK-STAT
Cellular component (GO): extracellular region
Molecular function (GO): prolactin receptor binding; hormone activity
Source: RefSeq, marked provisional